Messenger RNA from Cyanistes caeruleus (blue tit), 9080 nucleotides. It is a transcript of the gene DLGAP3, whose product is annotated as DLG associated protein 3. Lineage: Eukaryota; Metazoa; Chordata; Aves; Passeriformes; Paridae. Gene Ontology annotation, biological process: signaling. Gene Ontology annotation, molecular function: molecular adaptor activity. The record is from RefSeq and is a predicted model, not a curated record. Gene Ontology annotation, cellular component: postsynaptic specialization; glutamatergic synapse.
GCCUGGGAAUGGGAUGUGAUGGCCCAGAGCAUCCCUGCUGGCACAAGGACCAAGGGCUCUGCUUCCUCUCCAUUCCUGGAAACUUUGGCCCAGCUGCAGGAGAGCCGUGGGAGGGGAUGGCGCCAUGAAGGGAACCAGUCUGGACUGGUUGUUAUUUGGGGUGGAGUGGAGAAUGCCGAGUGCUGGAGAAAGCAGGAUGAGAAGCAAUGCUGGUGACAGGUGAGAGCCCUGGCUCAGCAAGCACCUGGCAGGAGCAGAGCAGGGAUGGCAGUGCCAGCCUGAUGGAGGCUCAGUGGGAGUAAAGCUGGGGAUGGAAGGGUCAGCUUGCCCAGGGGUUUGGAGGAAAUGGGCAGGAGAUGGCCAGAGCUGCCAUGCUCAGUGAGAAGGCUGUGCUGUCCCGAGCUCACCAAAGAGGCUCUGGAGUGAUCCCUGGCUUAAGUCAAUAUCCCAUGGCUGGGGAGUAAGUGGCUCUUUAAGCCUCGGCAGCAUGGUCUAGCUGGUGGCUCCAUGUGGCAGGAGGGAAAAAUGUGGGUGAUGGGGAAAUGAGGUUCAUCCAGCACUCCUGCCAGCUGGGGACCCUGGCACAGCUGCAGGGCCUGAGGGGGCUGCCAUGGCCCCCAGUGGCUCUGGCACAGGCAGAUCUAACUCCUGGGGGAUGCUGGAGCCCCCUGCCUGCCUGGGGCAGUGCUGGAGUGAAGAGCCCGGUGGGAGUGUGGGCAGAGCCCUCAGGGUGAGCGCAGCACAGGGGGAUGUCCCUGCUUGUUCCUCCCCUUUGCUGCAGGUGAACAUCAAGCUGUGGUCUCCCCGUGGGCUCCCCAGUGUCACCUGCAUGUCCCCCUUUCCCACCAAGGCCUGGAGGGCACCCGAGCAGCGUGCUGGCUGCCGCUGGCUGCAGGCAGCGCAGGAAGAUGUUGAGUGUGUCCAAGGGAGGGGAGCUGUCCAUGGGCAUCACUGGUGCAGCUCAGUGCCCACAGUCCCUGUGCCAGCUGUCAUGGGCUGGAGUCCCUGGAGCCCUGCCUGGCCAGGGGAUCUCUCCACAGUGGUCUCCCAACUCAGCUGGCUGCACUCCUGACACUCUGGCCGUGGGAUCCCACCUCUGGCAGUUGAUGCCCUCUGUGCCAUGUCCUGGCUCCUGUGGGCAGGAUGAGCAUUGCUGUGGGGCUGAGGGGGCUGGAGGUGCCUGUGCCAUGGGGCUUCUGGCUUCUUACCCCUGCCAGCCUUUCCUCUGCCUGCACCUACACAGGGAUGCUGCCAUGGCCAUUCCCUGUGCCACCCCUUUCCUUCUCAGCCAGGUUCCUGGGAUCUGGCUGCCAUGCCCAGGUGUUCCCCGUCCUAAAGGGCUUUUGAAGAUGCGGCUCUUCCACCAAGAUCUGGUUUAGGCUUUGCAGGGCUGGAGUGUCAGACUCCUUUCUCUGCUGGCUCUGCCUUCGCAGCUCCAGGAUGCUCCAGCUCUUUUGCACACCCAGCACAGCAGCACGGCUCUAGCCCCCAAAGAAUCAGGUCUGGGGCCAGGGUGGGUGGUCCUGGGCUGUGUGUGCCGUGCUGGGAGGGGGUUCCAGUUCCCCCCGUGGUAGCAAAAGCCAAAGCCAGUGAUGUUGUGGCAGGGAGUCCCAGUGCUGGCAGCCGUGCAGGGAUCCCUGGCAGCUGGGCACAUCGUGGCCGUAUUUCCUCGCUCUGCUCCAGGAGUAAUUGCUCAGAUGGGGACGUGGGGCAACUCCCAUCCCUCUCCCGGCAUGGUAAUGAGUGAAGAAGAACUCAAAGACAAAUGGCUCAUUAAGAAGCAGUGCUGCAUUGCAGGAUUUUUCAUCCCACCAACCGCUGCAUCAGCAGAGGCAGCACCUCUCGCGCUCGCUCUCCCAGCCCUGGAGAAGGAGCUGUCAGGCAGCUGGGGCUGGUGCCAAAAUUAAUCAUGUGCUUAAUAACGUGCCCAGCCCGUUGAACAGCCUGUCCUCAGCCUCCCAGUGUGUGGAGCAGGGCUGCCAUGCUGGACUGGAGCCCCGGGGCACUGUGGAUUUGGGUUUGGUGCCUGGGAAGUGCCCAUGCUCAGGAAGAAAGGAUGUGCCAGGGCACGGCUGAGCCAGGGGAGAUACCCCCAGCCUCGGGGUCCCAGAGUCCCCCAGUUAUGUCAGGGCACCAGGGUUCCCCAGAUUUGUUGGGGUGCUAGAGCCCCCCGCCCUGUUGAGGUCCCAGCCAGUUGUGCUGGCUUCUGUGGCCGUCUCUGUGGCCGUCUCUGUGGCCUCGGUAAACACUUCCUGCUCCACUCACAUCUCCAAUUCCUAAGCUUUUGUUCAUUUGUCAUGACUUUUUAAAAAUCUUGCCUCAUCCCUUUUUUCCGGCGGUGCCCAGUUGGAUCCUACCCCUCACAGCCCUCUGCAGGCAGUGCCUGCCUGCAGCUGCUCUGCUUUCUUUUAGUAACAGUAAUUUGUUUUGAUUUCCUGAUUGCAGCCAGUGUAUUUGCUGUGAUCUUAGCAUCCUGCUCACACUGUUUUCCUCUUCUCCUUUUCCUCUUUCCCUUUUGUUUUUUCCACUUCCCCCUUUUCUCUUUCCUUCUCCUCUUUUAUAUCCCCUUUACUUUCCUAUUCCCUUUCCCUUUCUUCACCUUUCCCCUUUCCCCUUUCUGUGCUAAAUUAGGUGAUCUCUUACUAAGCCACUCUUUUAUUUUCCUCCAGGCUGAGUAAAUGUUACUAAUUCAACCUCAUAAAAUAACAGAACAAUUAGUAAUAAAAUAAAAUGUUUGCUUUCCACAAUCCUUCUCUCUUACAAUGAGUGGGGAAAGAGUAAAUAGAUUAAAAGCAUGGUGGAAACGACCUGGCAGUAUUCCAUAUUUAUUUUCUUCCAACGACCGUAGAUCAAAUUUGUUCAGCCCCUAAGUGGGAAAACCACUUUAUUUUAUUUUUUUCCCCGGCUCCAGCUCGCGCGCAGUGCCGGGCGCUCACGCUGUGUGUUUGUUCUCUCCCGCUUUCAUCCCGAGCCAUAAAGGUCCCCAGCAGGACCCAAGCUGGCAGAACCUUGCAUUAAUUUGCAGAGCAGUUCGGGCCGAGCUCGCGCCUCUUGCAGGCUGGAAGCUGGAAAAAAGUCCCUUUGGUGAGGCUGGAAAGCCGGGGUGGCGGGAGGAGGUUUUGUGGAGCAAGUGGCCAGAUCCAGAGCAAAUGAAAGUCGAUGGUGAGGUGGCCGCUGGGCCAGCUCUGCACCUGCUGGCAGGGAAUUGCAUAAAAAGAUGGGACUGGGGAUGGUUUUGGGGCUAAACUGGGUGAAACACGUGGCUGUGGCUGUGCAGAGCUGUCCCCGCUGCCGUGCUGGUGUGGGGUGGUCUCAGGGGAGGAUGGAAGGCUGGGCUGAUAAAAAUACAGGGGGAGGUGUCUCAGGCUGGUUUUGGGGAGGAACACCCUUGCUCUGGCUUCACCCCACUCCUGUUCCUCCCCCAGAGCCUGCUGCCCCAGGGAUUCCCAGUGUGGAGGAGCUGCUGCUGGUGGGGCCAUGAGGACAGCAUCCCCCUGAGUGCUGGGUGUCUCCGUGGUCAAAUCCCCACGUGCCACAUGGAACAUCCCACGGUCACCUUUCCCUUCAGCCAGUCUGGGAGACAUGCUGCCCACAGCACCCUGCCCAAAUACGACAAGAGCGUUAGCCAUGCCUAUUAAUUAGCCGAGAUACUGUGGAGAGUAAGUAAUUUCCUCAUUAACAGUCAAACCAAAGACAGGACCUUUGAGGGAGAGUAAGGCACACAAACCUCCAUGGGUGCAGGCAGUUCUGUCAGCUGGCACGGGCAUUGCCUGGCUGGAUGCCGUCCAUCCUCCUGCUUCGGCCUGGGGCUGCCCUCACACAGCACCUCUACUCCUGGCUCCCCGCCAAGAGGGCUUGCAGGGCAGGAGAACCCUGGAUCAUGGGUCACCAUCCACAGUUCCGUGUGGGGCUGGAUGAUGGGGCUCACAUCAGAGCGUGGCCCCCCCGUGCCCCGCGGCAGCUCAUUAGUGGCGCUGUGAAUCACAACGGCUGAAAAACUCAGCCAGAGCUGCUUUCUAAUGGAGAAACACUUCAUAAUAUUUGGUGUUGGAGAAGAAAACAAGGAUCUGCUGAUAGCAGCGUAUCCUCCCUCACCGUCUGCAGGCCCUGCUGCCUGCAUGGCUGCUGGCAGCACCUUCUCCUUCCCACUGCCCCCUCCGAGCACCUGAGCUGGGGCUAACCCCAGGUGCCUGGCCCAGGCACUGUGCUCCUAUCACCACAUGGAAAGCCAGGAUUCUGGUGCUUCACAAGGCCUCAACCAGGGCUGAAUCUUGCCCUGGAAGCUUCUCAGCCUUCUUAGCUUGUUCCUGUGAAGGAGUCCAAAUGUUCUGGUGGUGGUGGGGGUGCAGAGGGGGUCUUGACACUGUGCCUGUCCCUGUCCUCACAGAUGAGCCCGCAGGGGCAUCCCUGCAAGAUGCCGAGGCUAUGGGGUGGGUGCUGAAAUAAUGAAGGGCUACCAUGGGGAGCGUAGCCAGACACAGCCCUCCUCCGGCCACCGCUGCCGCUGCAUCCCAGAGAACUGCGAGCAUUCUGCCGACUACAUCCUGCACGGCCCCGAGGGCCAGCCGCCGUACCUGCUCAGCCCCAGCGAGCCGUGUUCUCUGGAGCAUCCCUACUGCCCGGCACGGAGCCCCGGCGUGGCCAGCGAGUGCCCGGGCAGGCCCCUGAGCGAGCCGCCCUCUGCCAGCGCCAGCAGCACCUUCCCAAGGAUGCAUCACGCGCAGCAGCCCUACGACUCCUGCGACGAAUGCAUGGCGACCGCCCACCCUGCCAGCAAGAUCAACCGCCUGCCCCCCACGCUGCUGGACCAGUUCGAGAAGCAGCUGCCGCUGCACCACGACGGCUUCCACACACUGCAGUACCCCCGGGCUGGCGGCGCCGAGCCCCGAAGUGAGAGCCCCAGCCGCAUCCGCCACCUCGUCCACUCCGUCCAGAAGCUCUUUGCCAAGUCCCACUCCUUGGAGGCGCCGGCCAAGCGGGACUACAACGGUGCCAAGAUGGACGGCCGCGGGGACGGCUACCACCACCACCACCACCACCACCACCAUCACCACCACCACCACCAGUCCCGCCAUGGCAAGCGUAGCAAGAGCAAGGACCGUAAGGUGGACUCCCGGCACCGGUCCAAGAUGUUGGGCUGGUGGAGCUCCGACGACAACCUGGACAGCGACAGCAGCUACAUGGUGUCCGGCCGGAACGCCACCGACCAGGGCACCCAGUACUGCGUGGACGCUCCUGAAAGUGCCUUCAGAGACUUGACCUUGAAGAGUCUAAAGGGCGGUGGAGAAGGAAAAUGCCUGGCCUGUGCCGGCAUGUCCAUGUCUCUGGAUGGCCAGACGCUCAAGAGGAGUGCCUGGCAUACCAUGACCGUCAGCCAGGCCCGUGAAGCCUAUCCCAGCGCUGGUGGCACCGAGAAGACCUUGAUGCUUCAGGAAGCAAAGGCCAAAGACCGGGCGUACCAGUACCUGCAGGUGCCGCAGGACGAGUGGAGUGGGUACCCGGUGGGCAAGGACGGGGAGAUCCCGUGCCGGCGGAUGCGCAGUGGCAGCUACAUCAAGGCCAUGGGUGACGAGGACAGCGCCGACUCGGACAUCAGCGCCAAAGUGUUGUCCAGGGCAGCCACGCGGCGAGACAGCUACCGCCGCUCCUCCAGUGCUGACCAGGCCAGGACCAAGUUUUCAAGUAGGCACUAUUCUGAUUCAUAUAUCUGUAACUGUCCCAGCUGCUGCACACCACCACGAAUGCUCCCGCGGGGACAGAGCUACGGGCGUUCCUUCACCACUGGCCAGAUCAACGAUGAGCUCAACCACCAGUUUGAGGCCGUCUGCGAGUCGGUCUUCGGUGAGGUGGAGUCGCAGGCUGUGGAGGCGCUGGACCUGCCCGGCUGCUUCCGCAUGCGGAGCCACAGCUACCUGCGGGCCAUCCAGGCAGGCUGCUCCCAGGAUGACGACUGUCUCUCACUCUUCUCCAUGUCGGCCCCUCCUGGGCCACCCAUCACCAGCAGCAUCCUGAAGCCCAGCACUUCCUUCAGUUACAGAAAAGCUCCACCUCCCAUCCCUCCAGGAACCAAAGCCAAACCUCUCAUCUCCGUCACGGCGCAGAGCAGCACCGAGUCCACCCAUGAGAGCUACCUGCCCAGCGAGGUCACCCGCAGCCCUGCCUGGUCCAAAGAUGCCACGGCCCGCUGCAACUCAGCUGAGAGCCUGGAGAGCUCCAAGGUGACUGCUGUGGCCCUCGACCUGCCCCCGGUCCAGCCCCAUGCUGCUCCCAAGCCCUCCACGCUCAUCAUCAAGGCCAUCCCAGGUCGGGAGGAGCUGCGAAGCUUGGCUCGGCAGCGGAAGUGGCGUCCCUCCAUCGGCGUCCAGGUUGAGGCCGUCUCUGACUCGGAUACAGAGAGCCGGAGCCAGAGGGAGUUCCAUUCCAUUGGGGUGCAGGUGGAGGAGGACAAAAGGCGAGCGCGUUUCAAGCGCUCCAACAGCGUGACAGCGGGCGUGCAGGCGGACCUGGAGCUCGAGGGCUUCACCGGCCUGGCUGUGGCCACCGAGGACAAAGCCCUGCAGUUCGGGCGGCCCUUCCAGCGGCACUCCUCGGAGCCCGAGUCGGGCCGGCAGUAUGCCGUGUACAAGACGGUGCACACGCAGGGGCAGUGGGCGUACCGCGAGGAUUACCAGCUGCAGUACGACACGGUGGAGGUGCCCCGGCGGGACGCUUGGAUAGAGCGGGGCUCCCGCAGCCUCCCUGACUCUGGCCGCGCCUCCCCGUGCCACCGGGACGGGGAGUGGUUCAUCAAACUGCUGCAGGCAGAGGUGGAGAAGAUGGAGGGCUGGUGCCAGCAGAUGGAGAGGGAAGCGGAGGACUAUGACCUGCCCGAGGAGAUCCUGGAGAAGAUUCGGAGCGCGGUGGGCAGUGCCCAGCUCCUCAUGUCCCAGAAGGUGCAGCAGUUCUACCGCCUCUGCCAGCAGAACAUGGAUCCCAACGCAUUCCCUGUGCCCACUUUCCAAGAUCUGGCUGGCUUCUGGGACCUCCUGCAGCUCUCCAUUGAGGAUGUCAGCAUGAAGUUUGGGGAGCUUCAGCAGCUCAAGGCCAAUGGGUGGAAGAUCAUGGAGCCCAAGGAGGAGAAGAAGGUGCCUCCCCCGAUACCAAAGAAGCCGCCCCGCUCCAAGGUGCACCCGGUGAAGGAGCGCUCCCUGGACUCGGUGGACCGGCAGCGGCAGGAGGCCCGCAAGCGGCUCCUGGCAGCCAAGCGAGCCGCCUCCUUCCGCCAGAGCUCAGCCACUGAGAGCGCGGACAGCAUCGAGAUCUACAUCCCCGAGGCGCAGACCCGGCUGUGACCGCAGCCUCCGCUUUUCUACCCGGACUGGACGGCGCGGCCGUAGCUCACUGUGAUGAGGGGCCGCGGGGACACCCUGGGGCAGCUCUUGGCCCCACUCACAGCUUCUCUCUUUUCUAUCUUAGCCCUUUCGUGGAUCCAACGGCGGGUGAACGCAAAGCCCGGUUCUGCCCCGUCCCCUUGCCCCCCGCCCGCAUGCCCCUGCCAGCCUCUCCUGGGGUCCAGGGCUCUCCCUCCCUCUGCCCUCCCUGGGGCUGUGUCCCAGCUUUCUGUCCCCUUCCCACUCCCCAGCCCUUCUGCACACCCGCCUCUGCAUCCCAACCCAAAGAGAGGUGACCUUCGGCACCCAGCCCUGCUGGGCUGGAGGGGAGGGGGCUGCAGGCAGGCCCCCCCCGCCUCUCUGUACUCAGUGCAAUCCCCUGGUGUGUGGUGGGGACAAGCCCCCAGCCCUGCCCAGCCACAGCCCCCAGCCCUGCCCUGCUGGCACAAGGCUUUGAGAUGUGGUGGGGACAAAGGGGUCCCCCUCGCUGCUCCCUCCGCCUGCGGCUCAGGUGCCAUGGGGACCCAGGGCUCCCUCCCCUGUAUACAUAUAUAAAUAUAACCAAGGAAUAAACCAGAAACUACACGUGACCAGCGCUGUGUCCUGCCUGGAGUUCGGACCAGAGCAGCAGAUGCCCCCGGUCACGGCGAGCCGCCCUGCUUCCCUCGCACGGAACAUCGCCACACGCUUCUCUCCUUCCCGCUCAGCCCUCCUUCCCCUCCGUCCAUCCCUCAUCUGUCUGUCCUUCCCUCCUGCCAGCCUGGAGUCCAGGAGCACCUUUGCAAUGUGACAGGGACAGGCCAUAGUCCCGCCGUGCCUUGUUGCAGGUGGGAGAUGCUUCCCCAGCGAGCCUGUUCCCACCUGCAGUGACAAGGAGCACACCUGUGCUUGGCACCAGUGGGUGGGACAGGAGUGUGAACAUGGCCAGCAGCUGCUCCUUGAGUGUGGAGCUAGAGACCCCCCCCAGGGGGUCACCCUUUCCCCCGAGCUUCUGGAGCCCUGCGGGAUGGGACCCCAGGAUAGGGCUGUCAUGUACCUGAUGCCUCUCAGGGCCAAGGGACACCCUGGGGUGUGGCUGUUCCCAGCUCCCCCAUCACUGUGCACAGAGCCGGGAGCAGGGUGGAGGGUCCCCUCCAGGGCAGAUCAGCGUGGUGGGACAGGAGGCUGCAUCUGCCUCAUCCCUGUUCUUAACCCCGUUCUCCAAGCAUCCUGUCAAGAAAAGUGUCACUUUUGGUGUCAGAGUGGGGAGGAGCCCACCCCCAUCCCUCACUCUGCCAUGCCAGCAGCCCCAUGCAGCAUCACCAGCCACCCUCCAGGGCAGGGCCAGUGGGUGCCAGGAAGCUCCUGAAAUCCGGGGCCAAACCUUGCCCAGGCCCUCAGGCAGGGUGAUGGGAUCAGAGGAAGCUGGGGGACGCCUCGCUGGGGUCCCUCGCUCCUGGGGGUCCAUCGGUGCUAAACACCUCCAUGACGGCAGCACCCACUCAGCCACCCAAAGCCCUUCCCCACCCCACUCCCCCUGCACCCUGGAUUUAGGGAUGUGCCUGGGAAGGGCCCCCGGCCCCCACCCCGGCCAGCGCCGUGCAGUGACCGUGACACGUGGCUCCCUUUUUAUUGUAACGAACUGUCGCAAUUAAUAAAGAUGACUUUGGUUACUCCCGGCCAGCGGCCAGUUCCCUGCGGGGACAUGGCUGGCACCGGGCUCGCCUUUCA